Molecule: messenger RNA, 3936 nt
Organism: Neodiprion fabricii
Lineage: Eukaryota; Metazoa; Arthropoda; Insecta; Hymenoptera; Diprionidae
Gene: AcCoAS
Product: acetyl-coenzyme A synthetase
Exons: 11
Coding region: 491-2563 (690 amino acids)
Biological process (GO): acetyl-CoA biosynthetic process
Molecular function (GO): acetyl-CoA synthetase activity
Source: RefSeq, a predicted model, not a curated record
GAUGACGAUCGAGUAAGCGUCGCAGCUCGUAUGGCCAUCGGCUCUACGGCCUCUUGACACCGUCGCGGCGUCGUCGCUCCGCUCGAGGUACGAACGGCGUUUGAGUCCCAGUUCCUUCCGUUGCACCGGCGGCCUGGUCCCACCGCGAAAAGGAAAGCACGUGUAUCGAUCGCGGUACCGCCGGCUAUAGCAGUGCCCCUGCCCCUCAUCGCCCAGAUCCCCGACGACCUGCGCCCUGGAGAACUAACUGCCAGCCGAAAGACAAGUGCGGGUUGCGCACCAGCAUUUCGUUAACCAACGUUCGAGGAGGAAGUCAGUACUCCAACCGCCUCUGUCACGUAUCGACACGGUCGAUUUCUCUUCGGUACAUGCGUGACUUCUACUGACACAAGUGUUCCGAGGGUCCGUGUCAGUUGCAGAUCCUACCCUCGCUGGUCCAACGAGAGUACAGGGGUGUCAGGGUGAACGACUAAACAUUCAAAAAAUAAGUAUGGCUGACAGAAUUUACCAUCCGAACGCGGCGGUUGCUGCGAAUUCGCACUGCAGCAGCUUCAAACAGUAUCAAGAAUUUUACGAACAAUCGAUUGAAAGUCCCGAAAAGUUUUGGGGUCAGGUGGCCAAACAGUUUCACUGGGAGACACCGGUAAAAGAGGGAAAAUUUUGCUCGUACAAUUUCGAUGUGAGUAAAGGAGACGUAUUCAUCGAAUGGAUGGAAGGUGCCUCCACCAAUAUUAGUUUCAACCUUCUCGACAGAAACGUAAAGAAUGGAAACGGCGACAAGGUUGCCUUUUAUUGGGAAGGUAAUCAUCCAGAUGACUACUCUCGGCUUACGUACAGAAAACUGCUUGAAGAGGUCUGCAGAUUUGCCAAUGUCUUGAAAUCGAAAGGUGUAGCCAAAGGCGACUGCGUAGCAAUUUAUAUGCCAAUGAUUCUCGAAUUACCCAUAGCCAUGCUUGCGUGCACGAGAAUAGGCGCCACUCACAACAUUGUGUUUGCAGGAUACUCGUCGGAUUCACUGGCAGAACGAAUUCUCGAUUCAAAAUCAAAAGUCCUCAUAACUGCGGACGGCGUAUGGCGUGGUGAAAAGCUCCUGAAUCUGAAACGUAUAUGCGACGACUCUUUGGAAAAGGCAAAAAAUAACGGACACCAGGUAGAAAGCUGUAUAGUGGUAUCUCAUCUUCGAAGGCUCAGCAACACUAUGACUAAAUCAGAAUCCAGGGAAGGUGUCAGCGUAAAUGGUACAAAUGGAUCUACGAAUGGUACGCAAAAAAAUAACCCGCGAUCCGACGAUUUUGAGGUUGCUUGGGUAGAGGAUCGAGAUUUUUGGUGGCAUGAAGAGAUGGAAGACGUUGACUCUCGCUGUUACCCAGUAUGGAUGGCUGCUGAAGAUCCUUUGUUUAUAUUAUACACUAGCGGCUCGACGGGGAAACCAAAAGGCGUUCUCCACACUACAGCCGGAUAUCUCAUUUAUGCCGCCACGUCGUUCAAAUAUGUUUUCGAUUAUCAUCCGGGCGACGUGUAUUGGUGUACAGCUGACAUCGGAUGGAUCACAGGUCAUACUUACGUUGUCUACGGUCCAUUAGCGAAUGGCGCCACCUCUGUCCUGUUUGAAGGGACACCGUUUUAUCCGGACAAUGACAGAUACUGGUCAAUAGUGGAUAAAUAUAAGGUCACGCAAUUCUACACAGCACCGACCGUCGUGAGAUCACUCAUGAAGUUUGGAGAUGAUUUGCCAAAGAGACAUGAUCUUACGACUUUAAAGGUCCUCGGAUCGGUAGGAGAGCCCAUUAACUCCGAAGCAUGGCUGUGGUAUUACAACGUCGUCGGUCGUGGCAAAUGCAGUAUCGCCGACACAUUCUUCCAGACCGAAACUGGCGGUCACGUAAUCACGCCACUCCCAGGGGCGACACCCAUGAAACCCGGAUCCGCGACGUUUCCAUUCUUUGGCGUUUCACCAGAACUUCUAGACGAAGAUGGUACCGUGAUCAACGGCGAAGGUGAAGGUUUUCUGGUCUUCAGCAAGCCGUGGCCGGGUAUGAUGAGGACAUUGUUUGGAAAUCACGAAAGAUUUCAGUCAACGUAUUUCUCCAAAUUUCAUGGCUAUUACUGUACAGGAGACGGUGCGAAGCGAGACGCCGAUGGUUACUUGUGGGUGACAGGCCGCGUAGACGACAUGUUGAAUGUUUCCGGGCACUUGAUGUCCACUGCCGAAGUUGAGAGUGUCUUGAGCGAGCACGAAGCAGUCGCUGAAGCAGCUGUGGUGAGCAGACCACACCCGGUCAAGGGCCAAUGUCUUUACUGCUUCAUUACGCCGAACCAGGACGCGCCGUUUGACCGAAAGCUGCAGGAUGAAUUGAAGAUCAAAGUACGAGAAAGGAUAGGCCCCUUCGCUCAACCGGAUGUUAUUCAGCAUGCCCCUGGCCUGCCGAAAACGCGAUCGGGAAAAAUAAUGCGGCGUAUAUUACGAAAAAUAGCUGUCGGUGACAAAAACGUUGGCGACACAUCAACUUUGGCCGACGAAGCUGUGGUGGAUCUGCUUUUCCAGCUACGACCACAGAUUUAGAAAUUGAACCCGCUACAGCGUAUAAAUGGCACUCUUGCGUUCGUUCACAUCUGGUAUAUUAAAUAUAGUGAAAAUGAAAAAAGUGUAAGAAACUUGGUUGCGUUUCGCUAUCGUCCGUUACUCAAAAUCAACACCUUGAUUGGCUAUAUUCCCGCGUCAGUUGACAAAAUUCACCUGUCCCGAAACAGUCGUGUCGACCAAAAAUGGGUAUCAUCGUAUACAUAUGUACACCUUUUCAUUAGUAUUAUACCACAUUAUUUAUACGGGUCUCGUUUCCAUAUUUUCCAUAUUAUAUAUAAGUAAUAUUAUUAUAUAUAUUUAUUAGAGUGUUUCAAGGAAAAAAAUUUCGGAGUUUUCUUAACGCUAACCGAUAAAAUGCCUGUUUGGGACCUAAAAAAAGCCUCUUAAAAUGUGAGCCACGUAGUUUAUGCGUGAGAACCGCCGCAAUUGAUUUUUCCCAAACAGGCAUUUUAUCGGGUAGCGUUAAGAAAAAUCCAGCAUUUUUUAAUUUUUUUUGAAACACUCUAAUAUAUAUAUAUACCUAUGUAUACCUGCAGACAGUCGCACGCCAUCGUACACAUAUGCGUAUAAGCCACUCUGCGUAUUGUGUGAUUUAUUUUUAUGCGACAACCAUACAGUUAGUGUUCAGCUUUAAUUUAAAUGCUUUGCGAAGCUCCGUACAACAUACAGAUGCAUAAUGAAUAAUUCUGAUAUGUUACUGCGGUACCACACAAGCAUAAACAUGCCAUGUACACAGACGCGCAUUUGAAAAAAGUACGUGGCUAUGCAUCUCAAUAUAGCUAGCAGUUGCAAAUAACUCAUUGUCGGUUGAUUUAUAUAUUUUUUUCUUUCGUCUUAAUUCUUAACAUAGUAAUCUACGCAGAGGAUGAGUGUUAUUUUUAUAGUCCAUUAUACUUACAUUUGACAGGCGGUAUUGAAUAUACACCAAAAUCCUACCGUUCAUUUUGCAAAACGCCAACUACUGUUAGGUCAAAUUAUAUUUAGCUGUCACAUACUCAAUUGUUUUACAAUUAAACGACUCAGUGUGGAAAUCUGAUCUCCAAGCCAUCGUCGGUAAGAAGAUUCACGACUAAUCAUUCCAACGAAGGAUGUUUACAACGUAUAUUGCACUGAUCGUAUAACUUCACUAUACUUUCUCAAACGAAACGCAAAUUAAAUGAAUUAAAAACGAAUUAUUCGUGCUACAUCUUAUCGUUAGAAUAAUAUGUGCACUAACGUUUCAACGCAACAGCAGUAUUUAAACUAAGAAAAAACACAUGUACCGCAUGUCAUAUACGUCCACGUCACCGACUGGGCUGCGUUAAGAAUGAAUACCGAGGUGUAUCUUGUUCUCAAUGCACACUAGUGAAUAA